Molecule: messenger RNA, 1582 nt
Organism: Drosophila rhopaloa
Lineage: Eukaryota; Metazoa; Arthropoda; Insecta; Diptera; Drosophilidae
Product: C3 and PZP-like alpha-2-macroglobulin domain-containing protein 8
Exons: 4
Coding region: 42-1334 (430 amino acids)
Source: RefSeq, a predicted model, not a curated record
GAACGUCAGGAAGCAAACAACGUUAAGUGAAAGUAUUAAUCAUGCCAAUUGAAAUCAAUACCCCCGAUAAGUUGGAGUACCAAUUCUUCCCGGCCAGCGGAGGACUGUUCACCUUCAAGGUGCGUUCCCCCAAAGAUGCCCACUUGGCACUCACACCCGCUCCCGAGGAUACCGGCCCAAUCUACGAGAUCUUCCUGGGCGGAUGGGAGAACACCAAGUCGGUGAUCCGCAAGAACCGCCAGAAGCCCGAGGUGGCCCAGGUGCGCACUCCCGGUAUCCUAAAUGCCAACGAGUUCCGCGGCUUUUGGGUGCGCUGGUAUGACAAUGUCAUCACAGUGGGCCGCGAAGGAACUGCCGCUGCCUUGCUUUCCUACGACGCCGGCAGCCUGUUCCCGGUGAAGUUCGUCGGCAUCUGCACGGGAUGGGGCGCCAGUGGAUCCUGGCAGUUGGAUGAAAUCAACACCCCCGAUAAGUUGGAGUACCAAUUCUUCCCGGCCAGCGGUGGACUGUUCACCUUCAAGGUGCGUUCCCCCAAAGAUGCCCACUUGGCACUCACACCCGCUCCCGAGGAGAACGGCCCAAUCUUCGAGAUCUUCCUGGGCGGAUGGGAGAACACCAAGUCGGUGAUCCGCAAGGACCGCCAGAAGCCCGAGGUGGCCGAGGUGCCCACUCCGGGUAUCCUGGACGCCGGCGAGUUCCGCGGCUUCUGGGUGCGCUGGUAUGACAAUGUCAUCACCGUGGGUCGCGAAGGAGAUGCUGCUGCCUUCCUUUCCUACGACGCCGGCAGCCUGUUCCCGGUGAACUUCGUCGGCAUCUGCACGGGAUGGGGCGCCAGCGGAUCCUGGCAGUUGGAUGAUUCCGCUCCCUCUGCACCAGCGAUUGGCUUUGCAGCGCCCACCGGAAGCGGACCAGGAUGCUGGGUGGCCGCCGCCAACGGAGAGGUUCCGCCCAACGCCCUGGAGGGAGGAUUCGACAGCAGCGAGCAGCUGUACAUUGCCCGUGCCCGUCACGAGGGUGACCUGAUUCCCGGCAAGCUGCACCCAUCCCACGGCGUCACCUACGUGGCCUACGGAGGCGGUGAGCACGGACACGGCGAGUACGAGGUGCUCUGCGCCGCCGGAGGACAGUGGGUUGCCGUCGAUGCCGGAAACAUUCCGCCCAACGCUUAUCCCGCCGGCGAGACCGCCGAGGGCGAGCCGCUCUUCAUCGGACGCGCCACCCACGACGGAACCAUCACCGUGGGCAAGGUGCAGCCCUCCCACGGAUGCUGCUACAUCCCGUACGGCGGCGAGGAGCUGGCCUACAAGGAGUUCGAGAUCUACGUGGCCAACUAAGUCCCCUGGUUCGACUCCAUGAUGUCCAACGCACUGAAGCACAAUUGUUAAACUGAGCGCAUUACAGUUCAACUGGUCGCAGAAAUUUUAUUUAUAUUUGCAUUUCUACUCAAUACUGUUGAAGAAUCUCGAUUUGAUGCCGAAAAGGUUAUUAUUUUGUUCACCCAAAUUGGUAAAUAAACAAUAAAUAUGUUUAAGAAAAUAACAUAUCACAUAUAAAUAUUGUAUGUGAAUUUCCGUCAAGGAUA